AUGCUCGGCGGACUCAAGGGAACAUCCUGUUACAUGGACGAUGUCGUAGUUGGUGGUGCAACCGAACAAGAGUACGACCGUAACCUGGAAGCGGUUUUACGGCGCAUCGAAGAUUUUGGUUUUACAUUAAGAGCGGAAAAAUGUUCAUUGCGCCAACGUCAGAUUUCGUAUUUGGGCCAUGUCAUCGACCAUCAAGGGUUGCGCCCAGAUCCAGCGAAGAUCGAAGCGAUCACAAAGCUUUCGCCUCCCACUGACGUCACAGAAGUUCGCGCUUUCCUUGGCGCCAUCAAUUAUUAUGGCAAGUUUGUACCGAGAAUGCGCAUGUUGCGCUUUCCGCUUGAUAAUCUGCUCAAGUCAGAAUCAAAGUUUGAGUGGAACAAGAAGUGUCAGCAAGCAUUUGACAGUUUUAAGUGUAUACUCUCAUCAGACUUGCUGCUUACCCACUACAAUCCGAAGUUAGACAUCAUUGUAGCAGCUGACGCUUCAUCAAUUGGUCUCGGAGCAACCAUCAGUCAUCGAUUUCCGGAUGGCUCAAUAAAAGUGGUCCAGCAUGCAUCAAGAGCACUCACCAAAGCUGAACAAAACUACAGUCAGCCGGAUCGUGAGGGUCUGGCCAUAAUCUUUGCUGUCACCAAAUUUCACAAAAUGCUGUUCGGUCGGCGCUUUCGUCUACAAACUGACCACGCUCCACUGCUUCGAAUCUUUGGCUCUAAAAAAGGAAUUCCCGUUUACACCGCUAACCGACUGCAACGAUUCGCUCUGACCCUACUACUGUAUGAGUUCGACAUUGAGUACGUGGCGACCGAAAAGUUCGGCAAUGCUGAUAUCUUGUCGCGUCUCAUCAAUCACCAUGUAAAACCAGAGGAAGAUUAUGUGAUAGCCAGCAUCUGUCUCGAGGACGAUAUUAGGUCUGUAGCUUCAUGUUCAGUUAACGUUCUUCCUCUCAGUUUCAGAGUCGUCGCGCAGGGUACGCAAUCCGAUCCACUUCUUCGCAAGGUUUUUCGGUAUGUUAGAGAUGGUUGGCCACAAACGCAAUCCAUCGAGCCGGAACUCAAGCGAUUCCAAGCUAGACAAGACUCGCUCACUUUAGUGGAUGGUUGUAUCCUGUUCGGAGAACGACUCGUAAUCCCAAUGCAAUACCGGAAACGAUGUUUGAAACAGUUACAUUAUGGUCACCCUGGAAUUCAAAGGAUGAAAGCACUCUCCAGAAGCUAUGUGUACUGGCCUUCGCUCGACGAAGAAGUAAGCGCCUUCGUCAAGACUUGUCAGCAUUGUGCGUCAGUCGCACGGUCUCCUCCUCGCGCAGAACCGGUUCCUUGGCCUAAAGCAACUGGACCAUGGCGACGUGUGCAUGUUGAUUUUGCUGGUCCAGUCGAUGGUGAAUACUAUCUUAUCGCCGUCGACAGUUUCUCUAAAUGGCCUGAGGUGGUACAAACUCGGCGUAUCACUUCUCACGCAACAAUUAGUAUUCUGCGAGGAAUAUUUGCUCGCUUGGGAAUGCCCGAAAUCUUAGUGUCAGAUAACGGAACUCAGUUCUCCAGCGCUGAAUUUGCUAACUUUUGCAUGGCAAACGGAAUCAAACACAUAACAACAGCCCCAUUUCAUCCACAGUCAAAUGGGCAAGCUGAGUUUUGUGGAUACGUUCAAACGCACCGUCAAAAAAAUUCAAGAGGGAAGAGGAACCAUCGAAGAAGCCUUGGACAUUUUCUUGCUUACGUACCGAAGUACGCCUAG
Wyeomyia smithii (pitcher-plant mosquito) is the source of this 1734-nucleotide messenger RNA. RefSeq lists its product as uncharacterized. Bases 1 to 1734 code for a protein of 577 amino acids. The record is from RefSeq and is a predicted model, not a curated record. Lineage: Eukaryota; Metazoa; Arthropoda; Insecta; Diptera; Culicidae. Gene Ontology annotation, biological process: DNA integration. The transcript has a single exon. Gene Ontology annotation, molecular function: nucleic acid binding.